AGUGGUAGACUGUAGUGGGUCAAUUUUUCCUCUCGGCUCAGCCUGAAGAACCAUUCGAUCUUCACAAAUCACAAAUAAGAAUUAAGAUCAUUCCUCUCAAUUUUCCGUUCCUUCUUUGAAGAAAUUUCACGAUUAAUGAUCGUUAGACUUCAGAGUUCAGAGGCAGAACAGUGAUGAAUGAAUGUUUCUCAUUUUCUCCACGAACUCCAACUCUGCGCUAGACGCCAGUCGGCAUCAGCCGCUGGAAAGCUCCAUUCUCAGAUCAUCAAAACCGGAUUGGUCCAAUAUGGCCCCCUCCCCAACACCCUUUUGGAUGUCUACGGCAAAUGCGGUCUCAUUCCCCAAGCCCUCCAACUGUUCGACGAAAUGCCCCACAGGGAUCACGUCUCCUGGGCCUCGAUUCUCACCGCCCAUAACCAAGCCAUUCUUCCCCGACGGACCCUUUCGAUGCUCAACACCAUGUUGGCGCUUGAUGGGUUGCAGCCCGACCAUUUUAUCUUCGCCUCCAUAGUCAGGGCCUGUGCGAGCUUGGGAAUUUUGCGGCUAGGUAAGCAAGUCCAUGCUCGGUUUAUGUUGUCUUCGUUUUAUGAUGAUGAGGUUGUCAAGUCUUCUUUGAUUGAUAUGUAUGCCAAAUGUAGGCAACCCGAUGAUGCUCGGGCUGUUUUUGAUUCCAUUUUGUUCAAGAAUUCUGUUUCUUGGACUGCUAUGAUUUCUGGGUAUGCUAGAAGUGGGAGGAAAUCCGAUGCUAUUGAGCUUUUUCAUCGAGUUCCGGUGAGAAACUUGUUCUCGUGGACUGCUUUGAUUUCGGGGUUGAUUCAAAGUGGCAAUGGAAUGUACUCGUUUUCUUUGUUUAGUGAAAUGAGGAGAGAAGGAAUUGAUAUUGUUGACCCUUUAGUUCUUUCAAGUGUUGUUGGAGCUUGUGCAAAUUUGGCUCUUCUGGAGCUAGGAAAGCAAAUUCAUUGCUUGGUUAUAGCUCUUGGCUUUGAGUCUUGUUUAUUUAUAAGCAAUGCACUUGUAGAUAUGUAUGCUAAAUGUAGUGACAUUUUAGCAGCCAAGGAUAUCUUUCUUGGAAUGCCCCGAAAAGAUGUGAUUUCUUGGACUUCAAUCAUAGUUGGUACUGCUCAACAUGGGCAAGCAGAGGAGGCAUUAGCUUUAUAUGAUGAGAUGGUUUUGGCUGGAGUAAAACCGAAYGAAGUGACUUUCGUUGGGUUACUUUAUGCUUGCAGUCAUGCCGGGCUAGUUAACAGAGGUCGCGAAUUAUUUAGGUCUAUGGUAGCUGAUUAUAGGAUUAAUCCUUCUCUCCAGCACUACACAUGUUUAUUAGAUCUUCUGAGUCGCUCUGGACACCUUGAUGAGGCAGAGAGUAUAAUUAAUGAAAUGCCAUUUAAACCCGAUGAGCCUACUUGGGCAUCUCUAUUGAGCGCGUGCAAGCGACAUAAUAKUAUGAAAAUGGGAGUUCGAAUUGCUGAUCAUGUCUUGGAUUUAAAACCUGAAGAUCCUUCGACAUACAUACUCUUGUCGAAUGUUUAUGCCAGUGCUGAAAUGUGGGAAAGUGUUUCAAAGGUGAGAAAGUUGAUGAGUUCUAUGGAAGUAAGAAAGGAACCGGGUUAUAGUAGCAUUGACUUUGGGAAGGAGAGUCAAGUAUUUCAUGCUGGGGAGACUUGUCAUCCUAUGAGAGAUGAGAUUUUCCAUCUACUGAAGGAUUUAGAUGCAGAAAUGAGAAGGAGAGGCUAUGUUCCUAACACCAGCUUUGUUUUGCAUGACAUGGAGCAGCAAGAAAAGGAAAAACAGCUCUUUUGGCACAGUGAGAGGUUGGCCAUGGCAUAUGGACUUCUCAAGGCUGUUCCAGGGACGAUUAUUCGGAUCGUGAAAAAUCUUCGCAUUUGUGGAGAUUGUCAUAAUGUCUUGAAAUUUGCUAGUGAUAUAGUGAAAAGAGAAAUUGUCGUCCGCGAUGCCACGAGAUAUCAUCAUUUCAAGGAAGGGAAAUGUUCGUGCAAUGAUUUCUGGUGACUACUCUGUGGGUAAUUUUGUGGGAUCCUCUUCUACUUAUCUCCAAAAUUCUUUGACCAAAAGCCAACAACCCUAAAUAACUUUCGGAAGAAAGAUUUGAGCAUCCCUAUGGAGACACCAGCUAAUAUUAAWCAUUCUGCAUAAAUGAAGCCACCUAUCUACCACAAUCAUAUUAUGGAAAGCAGAGGAUGAUAUUUUUCCAUCUGAUGGCUAUGAUCCUAAUACUGCCUUCUUUUUCAUGACAUGAAGCAUCAAGAAGCAGCUCUUUGGGGACGGUCAGAAGCUGGCUAUAUGGCCGUAUGGAGCAUUCACUAAAAUGGAGACAGGAGGAUACUUGUUUGAGGUAUAAAAAUUAUUGAGAAGCCUCAAUUAGAAGAUAAAUAUACUUUCAAGGCAAACGCCUAUAUAGCCUUCAUAAGUUUUGACCAUUGUGGAAACUUUUUAUCACCAACUUUGUUGUGUCAUACAUUUAUUAACUUUAUGUGGGGGAUAGUGGAAAGAAUGAUGAAAUUUAGUA
This is a messenger RNA of Momordica charantia (bitter melon), 2527 nucleotides long. Its product is annotated as Pentatricopeptide repeat (PPR) superfamily protein. The record is from RefSeq and is a predicted model, not a curated record. Gene Ontology annotation, biological process: RNA modification. Lineage: Eukaryota; Viridiplantae; Streptophyta; Magnoliopsida; Cucurbitales; Cucurbitaceae. Gene Ontology annotation, molecular function: zinc ion binding; protein binding; RNA binding.